UGUUAUCACAUACUCACACAGAGACACACACCGUGGCUACAGAGGGGAGUUGCGCGGCAGUCCAACAACUGUCCAAGUGUGCGAGGUAGGAGACUUCUCCAAUGGUAUUUCUCUGGACACUUUUGGAGACCAGGGAUGCCUGUGCGGAUGGAUCCCCUCGGCAAGUCACCUUUAUUCUGAGUAAAAGUGGGUUGAAGAGGAGAAAACUUACAACUUCAAUGUUGCAAGUCGCCUGAAGACUUACCUGGUGUUUCUUCCCCGUAAGAUCUCCUGGAUUUAUUUUCACUUUUACGCGCAGAAUGGAAUACAAAAGGGGACUCGGAAGUUGGUUGUUUAUGUUGUUGUCUUACUCAUUCAUAUCGAAGUAUUGUGCAGAAGACAGUCGCAAUAUCACCGUAGCAGUGAUUCUACCCAACAGUAUGGGAUACUCGUGGGCACUACCAAAGGUUGUCCCGGCCAUUCGGAUGGCACAGGAGAACCUGGAGAAAUAUGGACUUCUUAAAGGACAUCACAUUAAUCUCUUGAACUUUAGCACGGAGGACCAGAAUGGUGGCUGCUCGGAGAAUACAGCGCAGAUAAUUGCUGUGGAUACUAAACUUUACCAUCAGCCCGACGCGUUCUUUGGACCUGGCUGCGUGUACUCCGUAGCGUUUGUGGGAAGGUUCGCAUCCCACUGGAAACUCCCACUGAUAACUGCAGGAGGAGUAGCAUAUGGUUUUGAUGAUGGAGAAGAGUACAAAACCAUUGUUCGAAUGGGACCAACGACCACAAAAAUCGGAGAAUUUGCCCUUUCUCUCCACUUCCAGUUCAAUUGGACCACUCGAGCUAGUUUUAUUUACUACGAUGUAAAGCACGAUGACAGGCCCCAUUAUUUCCAAAUCGAGGGCAUUUACCUAAACCUACGCAAUGAGAACCUAACAGCUGAGUCGAUGUUAUACCAAGACCCAGGGAACUUCGAUUACAAAGACAUCAUUAAAUUUAUGAAAGAAAAGGCCAGAAUUGUGUACAUCUGUGGUCCGCUGGAUACCUUCCUGCUGAUCAUGAAGAUGUUCCAGGAGGAGGAGGCUCACCCGGAGGACUAUGCCAUCUUCUACCUGGACGUGUUCGCCUCCAGCCUGGACAACGAGGCCAAGAUCCCCUGGAGCAACGCCUCCACAGACUUCUACGACCCCAUCAGCGUCUUCAAGUCCGUAUUCAUCCUGACGUACAAGGAGCCAGAUAAUGCGGAAUACGUCCAGUUCCAGAAGGAAUUCCACAAGCGGGCCAAGCAAGAGUUCAACGUACAGCUAAAGCCCUCUUUGGAAGACUUUAUCGCUGGAUGUUUUUACGACGGCUUUGUGUUGUAUGCCAAGGCGCUGGAUGAGGUGCUGGCAGAGGGAGGGGCCCAAAACGACGGCCUGAGAAUCAUCGAGAAGAUGCAAAACCGACAGCUCUGGGGGGUGACAGGCCUGGUGAGCACAGAUGAGCGACACGACAGGAACACUGACUUCACCCUGUGGGCCAUGACCAACCAUCAAACUGGACAGUACGGGAUAGUAGCCAACUACAAUGGCUCCAAUAAGGAGGUAAUGUGGUCGGCUACAGAGAGGAUCCAGUGGCCGAAGGGGAGGCCUCCUGAUGACAACCCCCCCUGCGUCUUCACCCACUGCGAAGACAACCAGCUGCCGGUUCUGGGAAUCGUGGCUGUGGGUUCGGGUCUGGCACUCAUCAUCUUCGGAAUAUCCAGCUUUCUCAUUUACAGGAAGCUGAAGCUUGAGAAGGAGCUGGCGGGGAUGCUGUGGAGGAUCCGAUGGGAAGAUCUGCAGUUCGAGAGUCCCAACAAAUACCACAAGCGCGCCGGGAGCCGCCUCACACUCUCUCAGAGAGGCUCCAGCUAUGGCUCCCUGAUAACCGCACACGGAAAAUAUCAGCUAUUUGCAAAAACCGGCUAUUUUAAGGGGAACCUGGUGGCCAUCAAGCACGUGAACAAGAAGAGGAUUGAUCUGACCAGACAAGUGCUGUUCGAAUUAAAACAUAUGCGAGACGUCCAGUUCAAUCACCUUACCAGGUUCAUCGGCGCCUGUAUCGACCCCCCAAACAUCUGCAUUGUAACUGAGUACUGUCCUCGAGGAAGCCUCCAGGACAUCCUAGAGAAUGAAAGCAUAAACCUGGACUGGAUGUUUCGAUACUCUCUCAUCAAUGACAUUGUGAAGGGAAUGAACUUUCUGCACAAUAGCUACAUCGGGUGCCAUGGCAACCUCAAGUCCUCCAACUGUGUGGUGGACAGCCGCUUUGUGCUGAAGAUCACCGAUUAUGGGCUGGCCAGCUUCCGCUCCUCCUGCGAGAACGAGGACUCACACGCGCUGUACGCAAAGAAGGUGUGGACGGCUCCGGAGCUGCUGAUGUAUGAUCGGCACCCUCCGCAGGGCACCCAGAAGGGGGACGUCUACAGCUUUGGCAUCAUCCUGCAGGAGAUAGCACUCAGGAACGGACCCUUCUUCGUGGAGGGCAUGGACCUCAGCCCCAAAGAGAUCGUGCAGAAGGUGCGUAACGGGCUCAGGCCGUACUUCCGGCCGAGUACGGACAACUCGCGGCACUGCGAGGAGCUGACCAUCCUGAUGGAGGGCUGCUGGGCAGAGGACCCUGCAGAGAGACCCGACUUCAGCCACAUCAAGAUCUUCAUGAUGAAGCUCAACAAAGAGGGGAGCACGAGUAUCCUGAACAACCUGCUGUCCAGAAUGGAGCAGUACGCCAACAACCUGGAAAACCUGGUGGAGGAGCGGACACAGGCCUAUCUGGAGGAGAAACGGAAAGCGGAGAACCUCCUCUAUCAAAUCCUGCCACAUUCUGUGGCGGAGCAGCUGAAGAGGGGGGAGACGGUGCAGGCCGAGGCCUUUGACAGCGUCACCAUCUACUUCAGUGACAUCGUGGGCUUCACCUCCAUGUCAGCGGAGAGCACGCCGCUGCAGGUUGUGACAUUGCUGAAUGACCUGUACACGUGUUUCGAUGCCAUCAUUGAUAACUUUGAUGUUUACAAGGUGGAGACGAUCGGUGACGCGUACAUGGUGGUGUCAGGGCUGCCGGUGCGCAACGGCAAGCUGCAUGCGCGCGAGGUGGCCAGCAUGUCGUUGGCGCUGCUGGAACAGGUCAGGACCUUCAAGAUACGCCACCGGCCCAACGACCAGCUGCGGCUACGGAUAGGCAUCCACACAGGUCCUGUGUGUGCUGGCGUGGUGGGUCUGAAGAUGCCGAGGUAUUGUUUAUUUGGAGACACUGUCAACACGGCGUCUCGGAUGGAGUCGACAGGAGAAGCCCUAAGAAUCCACAUGUCUUCGGCCACCAAAGAGGUGCUGGAUGAGUUUGGCUAUUUCGAUCUACAGCUAAGAGGAGACGUGGAGAUGAAAGGCAAAGGCAAGAUGAGAACCUAUUGGUUGCUGGGGGAAAAGACAGAUGUCUAUGUUAUCUGACACGCUUUGCUGAUGAGCAGGAAAGAAAAAACAAAACACAAUCGGCUGUCUGCCGUGGACCAGGAGCCAGCAGCUUUCAAUGCAAACUCCCCCACACUAUUACCCCACCCCCCAACCCCCC
Engraulis encrasicolus (European anchovy) is the source of this 3567-nucleotide messenger RNA. It is a transcript of the gene npr2, whose product is annotated as natriuretic peptide receptor 2. Gene Ontology annotation, molecular function: guanylate cyclase activity; peptide hormone binding; natriuretic peptide receptor activity. Gene Ontology annotation, cellular component: plasma membrane. The transcript has 22 exons. Gene Ontology annotation, biological process: receptor guanylyl cyclase signaling pathway; intracellular signal transduction; cGMP biosynthetic process. The record is from RefSeq and is a predicted model, not a curated record. The coding region runs from base 300 to 3446 and encodes 1048 amino acids. Lineage: Eukaryota; Metazoa; Chordata; Actinopteri; Clupeiformes; Engraulidae.